This is a messenger RNA of Ordospora pajunii, 1674 nucleotides long. RefSeq names its product transcription initiation factor TFIID. The record is from RefSeq and is a predicted model, not a curated record. The transcript has a single exon. NCBI's taxonomy places the organism in Eukaryota, Fungi, Microsporidia, Ordosporidae. Bases 1 to 1674 code for a protein of 557 amino acids. Gene Ontology annotation, biological process: transcription initiation at RNA polymerase II promoter. Gene Ontology annotation, cellular component: transcription factor TFIID complex. Gene Ontology annotation, molecular function: protein binding; RNA polymerase II general transcription initiation factor activity.
AUGAUGUCUGGCAAUGGAAAAGAAGGAAUGCCUGGAAAGAUGCCGGUAAAGAGUCAAAUGGAGGCGUCAUAUGUGAGUCUGAAGACGUGGAUAGAGGAUUCGUUGGAUCUUUUCAAGAAUGAUCUUCUGCCGUUGCUCUACCCGUUGUUUAUCCACAUAUACUUUGAUCUGAUACAGCAGGGCAGGACUGAGGAGGCCAAGGAGUUUUUUGAAAGGUACAGGAAGGAUCAUCACAACAAGAACGAGGAGAUGAAACAAUUUGAAAGCAUAUAUACCAUACAGCACAUCCAUGAGAACAACUUUGCAUACACUUUUAAGAACUCGAAGUACCAUUUGUCGAUGGGAAGAUAUGCAUUUGACUUGCUGAUAAAUUUUCUAGAAGAGAGGAAUCUGACAUACAUAUUGAAGAUACUGAACCAGCAUUUGGACAUCAAAGUGUAUGUUGGGCCUAAGAGUGAUGAGAAGCCGCAGGGAAUAGAAACGGGAGUGGUGGAUGCCGAGAUUGACCUUACGACGUUUCUGGUAUCAAGAGAGUGCGAGGAUGCGAUUUUGGGCGAUGAGCAGUACAGAUACGAUCAUCUGGAGACGUAUGUGCUACAGCUGCGCAAGCAGAGAGAAAUGAAGCCGAAGGACUCGGUGUACAAGCCGAAUGCAUCUCAGAUUCAUGCGGAGAUUGAAAAGCUAAAGGAUCUCUGCAAAAGAGUUGCAGUGAAUAGGAACAAUCUGCCCAGCAUCUGUUGUUACACGAUCCACAAUACGUACGAAGGACUUACUGCAGCAGAAAUAAGCAAUGAUCUGAAGUUGAUGGCGUGUGGGUUUAAGGAUAGCUAUAUUGAGAUAUAUUCGUUGACGAAUGAACCUCUCAGGAAGUUGAAGAGCAGCUCGGAGCUUGCGAAGUCUGACAUAAAGACACUGAAUGAGGAGAAGUUUGAGGAGAUUGGGGGAAGUUGUAGGCUGGUGGGCCACUCUGGGCCAGUGUAUGGGCUGAGCUUUUUCCAGUCGAACAAGUUUCUUGUUUCGAGCUCUGAAGACUGCACGGUGUGCUUGUGGAGCCUUGACUUGUUUUCUUUGAUAGCUGUUUACAAAGCACAUGCAUUUCCGGUAUGGUGUGUUGAUGUAGCACCGAAUGAUCAUUUUUUUGCAAGUGGGUCUGGCGAUAGGCAAGCGAUAAUAUGGUCUGUGAUGGCGUCGAAGCCAGAAAGACUGAUAGUAUCGUCUCUGAGUGAUGUGACGGCCCUGAAGUUCCAUCCGAACUCGAACUACCUGUUUACUGGGUCAUCUGACCAUAGAGUCAGGAUGCACGACGUUGAGACAGCAGCAGUUGUAAGGAUCUUCUGUGGGCAUACAGACACUGUAACAUGUAUAGAUGUUUCGCAUUGUGGAAAGUUCUUGGCGAGUGGGGGACGAGACAAGGUGGUGAUGCUGUGGGAUAUACAGACCUCAAAGCUCAUCAGCAAGUAUGUGGGCCAUGAAAAUGUUGUGUUUUGUGUGUCUUUCUGCUUCUAUGGAAGUGUGAUUGUGUCAUGUGGAGCAGACAAUAGCGUAAGGCUUUGGGACAAGACAGACAGCAAGGGUGGGUGCCUGGGUGUGUAUCACACAAAGAACACGCCAUUGCUGUGCUCAAAGUUUGGAUACAGAAACAUAAUAUCGUGUGCAGGACCAUACAUAAGCUAG